Messenger RNA from Aureobasidium pullulans EXF-150, 2121 nucleotides. Its product is annotated as SAE2-domain-containing protein. The record is from RefSeq and is a predicted model, not a curated record. The transcript has a single exon. NCBI's taxonomy places the organism in Eukaryota, Fungi, Ascomycota, Dothideomycetes, Dothideales, Saccotheciaceae. Gene Ontology annotation, biological process: DNA repair. The coding region runs from base 45 to 2000 and encodes 651 amino acids.
GACAUGUUUGCCAGAAUUGUCACAGAACAUACUUCGGAUUCAGCAUGAACUCGGGACAAUCUGAUGCACCCGAAGGCUACGUGACCAUUGCUCGAUACAAUGAGCUAUUACUCAAGCAUGAAGCUCUAAGGAAAGCUUUCCACGAAUACCGGAAGGAGGCUGAAGAUCGCUCCUCGAAAGCCGCCCAAAAGAUACGAGAAUCAAAGGAUACUGUUCGCAAAUGGAAAGACUACAUCGACAAGAAGCUCGCAAAACAGGCUUUGCGAGACGCCAAUCGCGACUUCGAAAAUCAGGACUUCGCCACUCCCCGUGCUGUUCAAUCCAAUCUGGAAAACAUCGAGGAUGCUCUUGCUCUACCCCAUCCGGCCCUAGAAGUUGUUAGGAACACAUCUGCCGCGCCAUCACAUUCUCCAACUCGCAGUAGGAUCACCUCCAGCCAGACCACCGAAGGCGAAGCUCGUUCCAGCUCUCUUGCCCAUUCUGAUGACGCGCCCAUCGUCGUGUCCGCAAAGGCUCUCAAGAGAAAACGCGACUCGCCGAAGAAGGAUUCGCAAGCUUACAAGAUCAAGAACGAGCUCUUGAGUAGCAGUCCGCAUAACUCGCGUACCCCUCUACCUACCCUAUUUCGGACAGAAACCUCCGACUUGGACGUCUACCGGGAACAGCCUCUUCCCCUUCCUCAACUACGGAAGCCCAACUUCAUAGGGCAUCCGCUCAGUCAAGCCCCCUUGAGACAGUCAGCAGAUCGAGACAUGGAGACGGUUAGACGUACGGCUGAACAAUUCGAAACCCCUACAGCAAAUCGUAGAUCGAAAGCUUGCUCGCCAGUCGACGAGCCAGCCCCGAACCCUGACGAGAAUGGCAAUAGUAUCGAAUCUCAGCUUUCCGAUAGUACUGUGAAGACUGUAAAGACGGAACCUGGGCUCUCUAAAUCGAGGGAAAACAUGUUGGUCAGAACAAUUAGCAAGAGUGUUGGACUCCAGGAAUCACGGCCGCAUGGUGGUCCAUUGCAAACCCUGAGCCCCAACACGCCAAACUUGCCUCGCACGAGUGCUGUUCCUAUGACAUCCGGCAAAAAGCUUGACCAUAGCAGAGGAGCUCAUGCUGUGCAUGUUCUGUCAGAAGAUGGAGACAACACCGCCCGUGGGUUUAAGAAACCACGUGUUGAUGAUGAAACGCCCAAGGCCGUCGGUACUGGAAGAUUGAGUGGACUUCUUGAAGGGACAUCACCUCAGGUUGAUAGAACAAUUCUGAGUCCACGUUCCGCCCCAGCUAUUCGACGACAGCGCGAAUGGCUGGACAAUGCCGUUACGAAGGAGCUGGAGAAGCAUGAAGUCUCAAGAUCAGUUGAGAGACCCGUCAGCCGUAUCACGAGGACAGUCCGAGAUAGGCCAAUCCCUCGUCCUGCUGUUGUGAGAUACAAUUCAAAGCUGGCAACCGCAGAAGAGCCAGGUCCCAUUCUUCCCGAACACGAGCCUCUGCGCGCCCGACCUCUCCAACGACUUAAUCUGGAUGAUUUCAAGGUAAAUCCCAAGUACAGCGGAAGCCUAGGAUUCGCCUACCGUGAGAGUGUCCGCAAGCGCGAAGAGAAGAAGUGUCUGCCUGGUUGUACGAAGGAGGAAUGUUGUGGUGCAAUCCGAAGGUUUAUUGCCGCAGGCGGCUUGCCACAGGAUACCUCACUCACCGACGAUGAGUUGACGCUGCAAGGAUACUUGGGUUCGGCAUAUGCGACUUCAAUCCACAAAGCGACAGCAGAGGAAAGGCAGAACAUGUUGAUCGAAGCAAGGGCCAAGGCGUUUGCAGACCGCCAUGGCAAGCAUAGAGAAAAGUUCCAGAGAAACCCAUCACCUCCUGGGUUCUGGCGUGCAGAGAUGCCCUCGACUCAAGAGAUGGAAGAAGAUCGAGCAGAGGCAGACAAGAUGGAUAGACAAAGGGUAGAAGAAAGGUGGAGGGAUGCCAUGAGAGGUGGUGGCAGGUAUAUGUUCCGCGAUGAGGCCUGAACAACCCUAUGCCUGACUCUUCAUACUUGCUUCCCUUCUGCUAUUGCUCACAGUAUAUUGUACGAUUAUAGAGCUUAAUACGAGCAUUGAGCGGUUAGUUCCUGAAUCACCUCAUCAUAUU